This is a messenger RNA of Peromyscus eremicus (cactus mouse), 1572 nucleotides long. It is a transcript of the gene Nobox, whose product is annotated as NOBOX oogenesis homeobox. Gene Ontology annotation, biological process: regulation of transcription by RNA polymerase II. Gene Ontology annotation, molecular function: RNA polymerase II cis-regulatory region sequence-specific DNA binding; DNA-binding transcription factor activity, RNA polymerase II-specific. Bases 1 to 1572 code for a protein of 523 amino acids. The record is from RefSeq and is a predicted model, not a curated record. The transcript has 9 exons. Lineage: Eukaryota; Metazoa; Chordata; Mammalia; Rodentia; Cricetidae.
AUGGAACCCACCGAGAAGCUCUGCAGGAAAACGCGGGGCCAGGAAGCUGGUGGCAAGCCCAAGACUCCUGGGCUGGAGUCAGAGGGACCACCGAAGGCUCCUGGUUCACUUACUGAAGAUGACCAAGGCAAGCAGGCCUCAUUUCCCAGGGCUGGCUCGGGAAAGAGACCACUGUCAAAGACCUCUGCAGAGUUAAUGGGUGCUGACGCCUGCAGAGCGGGCCCCUACCAAGACCCAGCACCAGCUGCUUGUAGUCCCCAAGCCCAGGAAGAAGUUUCUUCUCUAGAGACAGAGGUGAAGACAGUGAAGCCAUCCAUUUCUGCAGUCCCUGGUAAGCACGGGAAGCCUAACCCCAACAGUCAAGAGGACGACCUGAAGAAGGAGUCCCUAGAAGUGACCUGUCAAUUUCGGAAAAAGACUCGAACCCUGUACCGUUCAGACCAGCUGGAGGAGCUGGAACGCCUGUUCCAGGAAGACCACUAUCCAGACAGUGACAAGCGCCGGGAGAUUGCCCAGAUGGUGGGGGUCACCUCCCAACGCAUCAUGGUGUGGUUUCAGAACCGUAGGGCAAAGUGGCGAAAAGUGGAGAAACUGAGCGAGAAGGAAAGUCGGGAUGGCCCUGCAGCCCCCAGUGAGGACAGCAGUCAAAGCAAGUCUGCACCUGAGCUCCCAGCUCCCAUGCCGACAGACCUAGAACCUGGCCCUGUUCCUCCAGAGCACAUUUUGGAUGCCUUUCCAGAGCCCCCCAUGCUGCUGACUUCUGACCAGACUCUGACCCCCUCUCAGCAAAGUGAGGGUGCUCAGAGGGUAGCAGAGACCUCACCACUCUUAAGCCCCCCACCUCUUCGAAGGACCAACCUUCCUCUUCCUCUUGGUCCUAUGCAAACUCCUCAAGUGAUGCCCCCACUAAGGGACGUUCCUGGAAGUGACAGCAUUCACAAGGACAGCCCCUGUGGGUCCUGGGGCCCCAGCAUCUCCUCAUCACCCUCAAAUUUGGAAGACCUGGGGCCUCAGUAUUAUCAAGCAAGCAGCCAGUUGGGUUCAUUCCAGUUCCCCCAGGCUCCACAGACCCCUCUUUUCCCACCAUUUCAGUCCCAGUUUCCUUAUCUGCCCCCCUUCCCUUUCCCCAUCCCAAGCUUUCUCCCACCGGAAGACUCUCUUUUUUCUUUUCCUUUUGGCCUCAGUGGGGACACAUCACAGGAUUAUUGCCCAGGGCCUCCACCUGGUCAGCUAUUGCUACAGCCACAUGCUGCAUACAUGGGUCCAGGACCCUGGAGUGGCCAUUGUUUGCCAGAACCUCCCUUCCCUGGUCCACUCUGCCCACAGACUCUGGGGCACCCCCUGGGGGUAGAGGGCUACUUUCCAGACCUGCUUCCAGCUCCAUGUGCUCAGACUAUGAGCAAGCAGCCUUCAUUAGGACUCAAUGGGCUUCCUGAAGGCACUAGACCAGAGACAGGGUCCUCACUAAGCAAAAUGCCAGAGGAGCAGACUGCCUCUUCCCUUGAGCAGCCCGCACCAGAGGAGCCGAGAGACAAAACUAAGCAUAGCCAUGCCACUGGGACGAAAGAGUAA